CGUUCGCCUUUCCUCCCCUCCGGAGCCAGAAGACCAACGUCAGCCGAUGCAGACCCUCAAUCCCCGGAAGCCGGCUGGUGUGAAAGGUUUUCCCGGCCAGCUGGUUGUUGAAUUUCCCGUAUGAUCCUCCGGUUCAUUCGCCACAUGCAUUAGCAAACUCUUGCACUAUAUGGUAUUAUGUGGAGACAUGGCGUGGUUAAUGGCACCGUGGCUGUGUAAUAAAGCGCUUACCGCAGUUACUCUCCUCUCUUUAGGCUUGCACUUACAGUAACUCGCCGGGGGACGGCAGCUCUUUACCUGCAACACACCCAAUUCAGCAGCUGCAUAACCCUUGUCAGCGCAUCAGUCAGCAGGCGGAUGGGAGGAGGAAGAGGAGGAUAGAUGCUUCACUAGAGUCGGCGGCAGGGGGAGGGAAGAAGAAAAAAAAAAGGUAGCGAAGAAACCAACGUGCACUCAAAUUUAGCCAGCAAAAGAAAAGCAGCAUCAUCAGGUUCUGCUAUUUCUCACCCAAAGCAGGGCGAGCCCACGUUGUCGUGCACGGACGUCGGCGCCAAGGGACGAUGCACGCCUGAUUGCACAGCCAGCGUCUCCAACAAAAGUGUCCUUAGCAUCCACACUGAAGACGGAGGAGGAGAGCAAACUAUGAACGACGAUGAUUUCUGCUAAGAAAACUCCGGAGAAGAGUCGCUAUCCUGUGCACUAUCUGGUGUGGCACAACAAGCACCGACAACUGGAGAAGGAGCUGGCAGCCAACGAGCAGACUGAUCUAGAGUCCCUGGACCCCCGUGGUAGGACCCCUCUGCACCUGGCUGUCACACUGGCCCACCUGGACUGUGCCAGAGUCCUGUUAGAGCAUGGAGCUGAUGUCAGCAAGGAGAACCGCAACGGCUGGACUGUUCUCCAGGAGGCCGUCAGUACCAGAGAUCCGGAGCUGGUGCGUCUGGUGCUGCGUCACCGUGACUACCAGAGGACCGCUAAGAGAUUGGCGGGCAUUCCCGUCCUGCUGGAACGACUGCGCCAAGCCCAGGAUUUCUAUGUGGAGAUGAAAUGGGAAUUUACCAGCUGGGUGCCCCUCGUGUCUCGUAUCUGCCCGAGCGACACGUACAGGGUUUGGAAGAGUGGCCAGUGUCUCCGUGUUGACACUACCCUGACUGGAUUUGAACAAAUGACCUGGCAGAGAGGAAACCGAAGCUUCAUUUUCAGGGGACAAGACUCCAACGCAGAGGUGAUGGAGGUCGACCACGACAGGCAGCUGGUGUUCUGUGAGACCUUGUGCGUCUCGUCUCUCACUGCGCUUUCACCUGGCCGGGGUAAAGGCGGCGCCUGCAACAGUACAACGGCCGGUCUGGGGCUCCUUGGGGGAGUCCAGCCCAGUGAUGAGCAGGUGGCGGGACGGCUCUCUGCCCCCGUGGUGACCACUCAGCUGGACACUCGCAACAUCGCCUUUGAAAGGAAUAAGACGGGUAUCCUGGGCUGGAGGAGUGAGAAAACUGAGACUGUGAACGGAUACGAAGCCAAGGUCUACGCUGCUUCCAAUGUGGAGCUUAUCACUAGGACCCGAACGGACCAUUUGUCAGACCAGAACAAGAACAAGAUUAAAGGUGGGAAGACUCCAUUGCAGAACUUCCUUGGGAUCGCAGAACAACACAUGGGCCCGAACAAUGGGGCCCAUGUCACCCAAAUGUCAAGUCCUGCAGUGACCAACCCAUCUGCACUGACAGCUGAGGAAUACUUCAACCCCAGCUCAUCACCGAGUCAGAGGGACAUUGGCCACCCGUGCCAACUCACCACUAAGACCCAGAGAUUCAAAGCAAAGCUUUGGCUGUGCGAGUCUCAUCCACUGUCGUUGGCAGAGCAAGUGGCGCCCAUCAUCGACCUCAUGGCGAUCUCCAACGCUCUUUUUGCCAAGCUGCGCGACUUCAUCAUGCUUCGCCUGCCGCCCGGCUUCCCUGUCAAGAUCGAGAUCCCUCUCUACCACAUUCUGAACGCCAGAAUAACCUUUAGCAAUCUGAAUGGCUGCGAGGAGGGUGCGAGCGUGGAAGGGGACGGACAGAGAUACACCCUGAGGACAGACACCCCCUCUCCUGGCAGCGACUCUUCCAGUGUCUCCAGCUCCAGCUCCACCAUGUCAUGUCGAGUGGGAGAGAUCCCCCCCUGUGUGUUUGAGCCCCCGCCUGGAUACACCAUGCUUGGAGGGAAACAGAGAGACAGCAUGAGGGAGGAGGAAGAGGACCUGCUGCAGUUCGCCAUUCAACAGAGUCUGCUGGAAGCCGGCUCGGAAUAUGAUCAGGUGACCAUCUGGGAGGCGCUGACCAAUAGCAAGCCAGGAGCAAACCCCCUGUCAUGUGACCCGGGCCGCGUGGAUAGGAUGCCCCCGCUGAAGCCGCGCUCGCCCUCCAGCCUCUCCUCCACCCCCUCCAAGAAGCAGACCGCCGGCCGCAGCUACGACGAGCAGCUGCGCAUCGCCAUGGAGAUAUCGGCCCGUGAGCAGGAGGAGGCGGAGCUCCGGCGACGGAAAGAGGAGGAGGAACUGCAGCACAUCAUCCAGCUGUCACUCAUGGAGAAGUGAGCGGACCGCGGGUAAGGGGGACGGGGGCGGCGAUAUUGUAAGCACACUUGGGGAAGGAAGUGGACCGAGGUUUUGCUCGGGAGGGGGGAGGUAACGCCGACUCUGCAGAGGGGGUCAAAGGUCACCCUCUGUACUAAAACACCCGUGCUGUCACGCUGUUGACAUUUUUUUUUACUCUAAAAUGUGAUUUGAAAAACACCGUAUAGACAACAUUAUCCUCUCUCUCUCCCAAUUGUCGUGUGAUGUGGAAUUGUCUUUUUCUGUGCCCCAACGCACAACGCAAGGUCUAUAAAGGCAUGCUCGGAGGGGUUUGGCGUGGGAGAACAUGCAAACAAUAGGACGGGUCAACUUCCUGUUUUAGGCGCAGCGGUCGCGUACAAAUACGACAAAAAAAGACAUUUGAAUGUUUGAAGCCUUCACUCAUAUUAAUAAUUACAAUAAUAAUAAAACUUGCUCAGUUGUACCUUUUUUGUUUUUUUAAAUUGCACAAAAAAUAUCCAAAUGUACUGUAUUCACACGGUGGUUGGCUCACAUGUACAGUAUAUGUGAAUGGACGUACAUGCACAAAGGAGCACGGACAAUUGUUGUAUUUUUGGUGACAAUACUCAAGUUGUGUUGGAGAAAAAUGUGCCUUUUCAAAGAAAAAUAAUGGACAAUUCUUUCGACACAAAUUGGUUAUUAAUAUUGUCAGGUUCAAACAUUGAUGACACCUAUUAAACAAGACAAGAAGCAAGGAAUUAAACAGAGACACAAUUAAAUUUGGCUCAAUUGAGGAGAAACGUCUGGACUAUACUCUAAUAAUAAUAAUAGAUUAGGUUUAUAUCGCACUUUCCUAUUGUUAGAUACUCAAAGCGCUCACAGAGAAGUGGCAACCCAUCAUUCAUUCACACCUGGUGGUGGUAAGCUACAUCUGUAGCCACAGCUGCCCUGGGGUAGACUGACGGAAGCGUGGCUGCCAGUUUGCGCCUACGGCCCCUCGGACCACCACCAAUCAUUCAUUCACCAGUGUGAGCGGCACCGUGGGCUAAGGUGAAGUGUCCUGCCCAAGGACACAACGGCAGCUAUUUGGAUGCCAAUAGGUGGGAAGCGAACCUGCAACCCUCAGGUUUCUGGCACGGCCACUACGCCAUGCCCCCCACUCUUUGUACAGUUCCACCACGCUCUGACGAAAGACUGUACGCCUCCUCUUUUAUUUGGACGUUCCCUGAUUACAUGGCAACAGCUGUUUCUAAGGGAUGAAGGUCGUAAACCGUUAUCGUCUUAGAUUACAGAACAGUUCAAAGAAAAGGUCGGUUAAAAGAAAAGGUUGUAAAACAGUUCAAAGAAGAAGUCCCUGGAGGGGAGUCAAGUCCUGCUUCCUCUUCGCUUUGUAGAUCUCGGGUCAAAACAAUAUAUUUCUGUUGAUUGCUCAAUACAUCAAAGAAACGGAACACCUUCAUGUUGCUUCCCAUCCUACACAGUGCAGUUUUACAAGCCUUUUUGCUUGGUAAGAUCAAACAACUUUUGUCUUCUCGCCGGUUGAGCUGAACUCAAUGUAACACAUAGUUUUGUGAUAACUUAGAUACAAUUAUUCUAACAAAUAUUGUGCAAAUAUUUAUUAUGUUCCAAUCAACAUUUUCAUGCAUUUAUUAUACCCUUAUUUUGAAAUUAUUUAAGUCUUUAAAAAAUAGUAUUUCUGUCUUGGGCUUUUCUCAGCCCACUUACACAUGAUAAAUAUGAGGAAAAGGGAGCAUUAUUAUACUUUGUAAAGGCACUUUUUUGAAUGCAACUCUUGUAUUAACUCAUUAGACGGUGUAAGUCAGGGGUGUCAAACUCAUUUUAGCUCAGGGGCCGCAUGCAGGAAAAUCUGUGCACACGAGGGCCGGACUAUUAAAAUCAUGGCAUUAAAAGUAAAAAAAUAAAGACAACUUCAGAUUGUUUUAUUUGUCUCACUUUGGCCAACACAUUCUGAAAAUAUUACAACAAAUAUAUAGAAAAAUACCCGGCCGCGGUUAAGUUUAGAUCCAUGAAGGAAAGAAGAAAGUGAAUCAAUGUUUGUAACUGAACACAUUUACAUAUGCCUAAAAAUGUGUUUUCUUUUUGUAUUAUUUUUUUUUAAAAUAAAUUAAGUAACAUUUAUGACAACCUUUUUCCAAAACACAAUAUAGAAUGUGAGAUAUAACAGCAUAAUGCAUACAUUUAUCGUAUGUUUUCAAAACAAUUACAAAAAAGUUACUGUGGGACCCCAUUUUUAUGACUUGAUGGAGUCCCUGGGACCCCAUUUUGAAAAAUUCCAAGUGCCAACUCUGAUGGAAUAUUGGUGCGUGCAAAACAGCAGCAGGCGGCUGUGGCUUGCGGGCCGGCUCUACUACUAAUCAAAUAUCAUCCCGGGGGCCUUGACUUUGACACCCCUGGUUUAAGUGUAUUAACCCAUGUCUACCAGUAGGAGCACAGAGAUGGUGUAUUGUCUACAAUGAAGGCAGAAGAUCUGGGAAUGUGUGUUCUGAUGUAAAUAGUAACUUUUAUUUAUCAUUUUAGACUUUUAUCCACAUGCCAAAAUCAGCACAAAGUGAGAGAGUCAUCUCUCUGCUAUUUAUUUCACAAUUAUGCCUGUCUGCUUAAUGAGGAAGAAUCUGUUGUUUCUUUUUUUAACUCAACUGUUUUUAUGGGUAUGCUCGUCAAAUAAAUAAAUGUCUUUUGAAUAAGUGUUUUCUUGUUCAGCCU
Messenger RNA from Nerophis ophidion (straightnose pipefish), 5272 nucleotides. RefSeq names its product ankyrin repeat domain-containing protein 13B-like. Gene Ontology annotation, cellular component: cytoplasm. The record is from RefSeq and is a predicted model, not a curated record. Gene Ontology annotation, molecular function: protein binding. The transcript has 16 exons. The coding region runs from base 653 to 2569 and encodes 638 amino acids. NCBI's taxonomy places the organism in Eukaryota, Metazoa, Chordata, Actinopteri, Syngnathiformes, Syngnathidae.